AUGGCCGGUCCAAGCAAGUCGUUGGUCCUUGACCCGGCCCUCCAGAAAUACUACGAACUCACCGCAAACCGCUACAAGUACUUCCGCUGGACACCGCGCCACGCCUGGUUCUCGUUCCUCUACAUGGUUGCCAUUCCCGGCGCUCUGGGCUACGUUGCCUACAACACCGAUGGCAAAUAUCAAUUCCGCGGCAAGAGGAGGGAGGAUACCAUUGCGGAGUUUUAA
Molecule: messenger RNA, 225 nt
Organism: Aspergillus chevalieri
Lineage: Eukaryota; Fungi; Ascomycota; Eurotiomycetes; Eurotiales; Aspergillaceae
Exons: 4
Coding region: 1-225 (74 amino acids)
Cellular component (GO): mitochondrion
Source: RefSeq, a predicted model, not a curated record